AUGGAGUACAUGGACAGGCGUGGACUGCCCGUCCACCUGUUAGACAAUGAUGAAUCUUUGAAGAAGUUGUUAGAGUUUGAUGAUGGGUAUUGUUUCCUUAAACCGAUUCGAGGUACCCCAGCUUUUUGGCAGGGAGCACAGCGUGACCUGCUUGCUUGUGUUCGUCAGCUCGGUGUUCCUACUUGGUUUUGUUCCUUUUCUUCUGCUGAUAUGCGCUGGACAAAUCUUCUUGAUAGUAUUUUGAAACAGGAAGGUAGAACACAGACUGCUGCAGAUUUAGAGUGGGCAGACAGGUGUGAUCUUUUACGCCGCAAUCCUGUCACUGCGGCCAGGAUGUUUGAUUUCCGCUGGCAUUGUUUUUUGAGAGAGGUACUUAUGUCGCCAUCUCAUCCAAUUGGUAAAAUUAAGGAUUACUUUUAUCGAGUGGAAUUUCAGCAGCGCGGUUCACCUCAUGUGCAUUGCUUGUUUUGGAUUGAGAAUGCUCCGUUGAUUGAUAAAAACACAGAUGAAGAAGUAGUUGAAUUUAUUGAUAAAUAUGUAACAUGUGAGUUGCCAUCACAAGAUGAGACAUUAUUGGACAUUGUCACUUCUGUGCAGCAGCAUUCAAAACAACAUUCAAAAACUUGUAAAAAGAAAAACACGGUUUGUCGUUUCAAUUUUCCGAGGCCAGCAUCCGCUCGAACAUUUAUAUGUCGCAGUAAAAAUGAUGAAGAGUGCAAAAAAACAUGCAAUUGUCACAAAGAUGAGACAGAUAAAUCUUCAACAUGCGUUAAUCAUGGUCAGAAAACUUCAAAUGAAAUGAAAAAAGACUAUGCAGCAGAGAUUAUGACAAAAAUCAAGAAUGCUCUUUCCAAUGAGAGGAAUAGUUAUGAUAGUGUGGUACAUUUAUUCCAAAGUGUAGGGAUUGAUCAAGUCACUUUUGAGGCUGCAUAUAAGUGUUUAGCUAGAAAUACACAUAUUGUGUUAAAGAGGCAAGUUAAUGAAGUCUGGAUAAAUCAGUAUAGCAAACCACUAUUAAAAUGUUGGCAGGCAAAUUUAGACUUGCAAUUUGUUGUUGAUGCAUAUGCGUGCGUUGUUUAUAUUAUCUCUUAUAUGUCUAAGGCAGAAAGAGAGAUGGGAUUGUUGUUAGGGAACGCACAGAAAGAAGCAUCUAAGGACGGAAAUGUUAGUGCAAAAGAGGCAUUGAAAAAUCUAGGCAGUGUUUAUUUACAUAACAGAGAUGUGUGUGCUCAAGAAGCUGUGUACAGGUUGACAAAUAUGCAUUUAAAGGAAUGUUCGAGGAAAGUUGUAUUUGUACCGACAGGGGACAAUAUAGUUAGAAUGAGUUUGCCUUUGAGUGUGUUGAAACAAAAGGCAAGAUCGCGCGCUUGUACCUCAGAAGACAUUUGGAUGACUAGUUUUGUUGAUCGUUAUAAGAAUAGGCCAAAUGAUAGUGUAUUCAAUGAUAUGUGUAUGGCAACAUUUGCAUCGGAAUAUCGUGUUUUGAGUAAAAAUCAAAAAUCUCAGGCCUGCAUUAAAUUAAAGAAUGAUUGUGGUUUUAUCACAAAAAGAACACGAACAGAACCUGCAGUUGUUCGUUACGUGCGCUUUUCUGAGACAAAAAAUCCAGAAUUGUUUUACCAAAGUAUAAUGCAGUUGUUCUUGCCGUAUCGUGCAGAUGUGCAGCUAAAACCUCCAAAUUGUGAGACAUUUGCACAGUUUUACAAAAAUGGUCAUGUGAGGUUUAGUGAUGGGUCAAGACAUUCUGUUAAGUCAGUUGUUGAUUUGAAUAGAAGUCAUUUUGAAAUUAAAGCAGAUGAAUUGGAUGAAAUCCAGAAUACAAUUGAUAGAGAUGGUGUAUUAGAGGAUGCGUGGUGUGAGUUGUGCCCAGAGAAAGAGUUGGAGCGUUUACAGUGUGACCAAGAACAAAAAGACAAACAACAGAUAGUGGAAGAACAUGAGGAAAAUAUUCCAGAUUUAGCAGUAACUAGACAACAUGUUGCACAUUUGGAAAAAAGGAAAAACAUCAUGUGUAGAAGUGAUGGUUUGUCUGUUACAUCUGAUUGACAUGAGCCGUGACACUGUUUACAUAAAAGUUGGUGGUCAAACGUGGUCAUGUAGUUCAUCUGUACUUGUACAUAGUGAGAGCAGGCUCAGGUCCAGGGAGCGGCUCCUGUGCUACAGGCCCGUUCAUACCUGGUUCAAGGCUUCAUUAUUUUUUUAAUUGCUGUUUUUUUUUUGAUCUUUGAAUGAGACACAGCUGGCUGUUUUUUAUCAAAUUCGACAAUGGUGUUUAGAGAAAGUAUUAGGGAAAA
Messenger RNA from Thunnus maccoyii (southern bluefin tuna), 2294 nucleotides. RefSeq lists its product as uncharacterized. The record is from RefSeq and is a predicted model, not a curated record. NCBI's taxonomy places the organism in Eukaryota, Metazoa, Chordata, Actinopteri, Scombriformes, Scombridae. The coding region runs from base 1 to 2046 and encodes 681 amino acids. The transcript is spliced from 2 exons.